Molecule: messenger RNA, 378 nt
Organism: Babjeviella inositovora NRRL Y-12698
Lineage: Eukaryota; Fungi; Ascomycota; Pichiomycetes; Serinales
Exons: 1
Coding region: 87-308 (73 amino acids)
Source: RefSeq, a predicted model, not a curated record
CUUCAAGAUGAGGUUGAAGAAGGUCUUGGGGAUCUGAACCUGGGAGAAGUUGAAGCAGCCUAGCUGCUGGGGUAUUUAUUUAGGUCAUGUAUAUAAUAACCUUCCUUCAGUUAGUGGUAAGUGUAAACCGUGAACCCACGCAUCCGACAUUUCUCUCUAAAAUAAGAAAAAGCGUUAUAAACAUUACAGGAUACCAAAUAGAAGCACUGGGUGAGGUCAUGGCCGCUAGGCUAUACCAGAGGAUUAUCGUUAGUUUUGGGGUUUGCGGCCUACUUCCAACCAGAGAUGCUGCCCUUCCGAGAAUUUGAUACACCCUUCGUGUUUGUCAUAUCCUUCAUGUUUGUGAGAUUUUUCUUGUCCCGUAGCAGCCUCGAAUGU